AAUUACAGGCAUGGCGUAAGGUUGGUACAAAAACGUUUUAUGACUUCAGAUUCUUUCAGUAUUCCAGUUAGCCAGGUGUUAAGAGGAAACUUUUUGAAACACCUAUCUUAGGUAAAACUUUCAAGAAGUUGAAAAUGUUGCAGUUUAUGCUGCUCUUUAGUCGGCAAGGGAAGUUACGGCUCCAAAAAUGGUAUGUGGCUCACCCUGACAAACAGAAAAAGAAAAUUACCAGGGAAUUAAUCACAACAAUUUUGGCAAGAAAACCAAAAAUGUGCUCUUUCUUAGAGUGGAAAGACUUGAAGAUUGUGUAUAAAAGGUAUGCCAGUUUAUACUUUUGCUGUGCCAUAGAUCAAGAUGAUAAUGAGCUUUUGACUCUGGAGAUAAUUCAUCGUUAUGUAGAACUGCUGGACAAAUACUUUGGAAGUGUGUGUGAAUUAGAUAUUAUUUUCAACUUUGAGAAGGCCUAUUUUAUCCUUGAUGAGUUACUUCUUGGAGGAGAAAUACAAGAAACCAGUAAAAAAAACGUUUUGAAAGCAAUUGCAGCUCAAGAUCUUCUGCAGGAAACCUCACCAUCUUCGUCUUUGCCUGACUGGAAUCUCACUGUGAUUCUCCAUGCUCUUACCUGGGAUCCUCUUGAACCGAGGAAACACCUCAGGGUUUUUUUGAAGACCAUGGCCUUGGUUAAGGGGAAUGCAUCAGAAGACUGUUGCUCUAAUGAGACCACUUUAGGUUUUGGAUAUUAAAAUUUAAACUUUAUUAAUGACCUAAAUUCAUGUUUGGGUAACAAAAUCAGUAUGGUCUUUAUUCAUUUCAUUCCAAGCAUAAUGUUCUCUACUGGAGUUAUAUAAAUAAAUAAAAAAUCUUGUACCACCCUUAUUUUUUAAUGUGAGAGUGUAGAAUUUGUUUAGAUAUUUAUACUCUUAGUUUGAGCAGAACUUACAUUGUGGAAACAAACUUGGAAGGACUGAGAAAAUUCAAACACUAUGAUGUAUUUCAAAAAGUUACUUAAUUUUUAAUCUAAAUAAAAGCAGCACCAGUAUUGUAUCACAUCUGAUUUUGUUAAUAAAGGUUUUGAAGAAUCAGAAAAA
Limulus polyphemus (Atlantic horseshoe crab) is the source of this 1088-nucleotide messenger RNA. RefSeq names its product AP-1 complex subunit sigma-2-like (gene AP-1sigma). The coding region runs from base 135 to 743 and encodes 202 amino acids. Gene Ontology annotation, molecular function: clathrin-cargo adaptor activity. The transcript is spliced from 7 exons. Lineage: Eukaryota; Metazoa; Arthropoda; Merostomata; Xiphosura; Limulidae. Gene Ontology annotation, cellular component: intracellular membrane-bounded organelle; AP-1 adaptor complex; membrane coat. Gene Ontology annotation, biological process: vesicle-mediated transport; intracellular protein transport. The record is from RefSeq and is a predicted model, not a curated record.